This is a messenger RNA of Vicia villosa (hairy vetch), 1479 nucleotides long. Its product is annotated as zinc finger protein STOP1 homolog. Gene Ontology annotation, biological process: response to acidic pH; response to aluminum ion. The record is from RefSeq and is a predicted model, not a curated record. Bases 146 to 1123 code for a protein of 325 amino acids. The transcript has a single exon. NCBI's taxonomy places the organism in Eukaryota, Viridiplantae, Streptophyta, Magnoliopsida, Fabales, Fabaceae.
CCACUAGUUAAGUCUCGAACUGAGUGCGCAUUCCCUGAGGCGGGGAUACCUUCUUAACCUUCUCUGUAUCAAUCAUCUCCAUUUUCUUUCCAUUUCUUUCCUUGCGACUCCUUUGAAUAUUCUUAGCCUAUCACUUACCAUAAACAUGUUUAAUCCGAACCUAGAUUCCCAUCACCCGCACCAAGAUCCAAAUAGCAACUCCGACCCUCAGGUUCCGCUUCGGAACCUAUCCCUGGUUCAGACCAGAAUCGAUUCUCUACGAACAUUUCUCUCCCAAUCCAUCAACACCAACACUCCAUUCACCAACGAUCAAAUAACCGUCGUCUCCAACCAGAUCGCCUCCGCCAUCAACAACACCAUAGUCAACGCCGCCGCACUCGUCUCUUACUCUCAAAACCUCACCGUUCCCGCCGCCCCCGUCCUCCCACCGACGAAUCUCAGCCUCAGACCAGAACCACCUGACAACAACUACCUCACCGUGGAUGACUCAGACGAAGAUCACGAAAUCGUGGAGCUCGACGCCGUGGAAUUACUCGCGGAGCAUCUCCAUUUCUGCGAGAUUUGCGGGAAAGGCUUCAAGCGCGACGCGAAUCUCCGGAUGCACAUGCGAGCGCACGGGAACAGAUUCAAGACGCCGGAAGCUUUAGCGAAGCCUUUAGACGACAGUGCACGCCGCGGUUCAACGCGGUUCUCGUGUCCGUUUGAAGGAUGCAACAGAAACAAGAAGCAUAGAAAAUUCAAGGCGUUGAAAUCGGUGAUAUGUGUUAAGAAUCAUUUCAAACGGAGUCAUUGUCCGAAGAUGUAUUCGUGUGAUCGGUGUCAUAAGAAGAAGUAUUCGGUGCUUUCGGAUUUGAAGAGCCAUAUGAGACAGUGUGGUGGAGAGUGUAGGUGGAAGUGUUCAUGUGGGACCACGUUUUCUAGGAAGGAUAAGUUGUUUGGACAUAUUGGUCUGUUUGAGGGUCACAUGCCUGCUGUUGUUUUGGAAAAUGAGGAGGAGAAAGGGAAACAAGUUGUGGUUGAGGAGAGUGAAGAUCCUAUGGAUAUGGAUGAAGAGUUCUUUGAUGAUUUUGGGUUUAUUGAUGACUAUUGUUUGAGGGAAGUUUUGGGGUUUUCUGAUAGUUAGCUAGUUUCAUGGAAUGAUUUCUUGGGGGGGUUUUGUUACAUUGGGUUGAGACAUUACACAAUUUGGGUAUAUUUUGUAUUCUAUUAGGAUAUUUGACAUUUGUAUCUAUGUCUUGGUUAGCUUUUGGUUCUACCAUGGCCAAAAUUGAUUUGGAUGGAUUAUGUCUUUAUGACUUUAUGUUAAUGUUGGAUUUGUCGAUCACAGCAAGUCCCAUCGCUUUUCCAGUUAUAGGUUGGGCAUGAUCACACUGAAUAGCAGAUGUGAUUAGACGCAAUAGAAAUAUUUUAGAGUCUUGUUCAAGAGGGGUCCAUUUUGUAAAUUGAUUAGUAAUUUUAGUAAAAAGCGAGUUUAUAGCA